AUGUCCGAAAACAACAAUAACAAACGGUUUUUAACCGGUGAUGUUAAUCGUCAGGAUACGGAUCAUUACGAUGAAGACCGUUCUUACUAUUCUGAAAAUAAUUCUUCGGGAAGCAAUAAUGAAACAAAUCCCCCACAAAAUCCAUUUUUAGAUACACAGGCUUACAGUUCAUCGGAAAAUAAUAGCAAGGAUUCGUUAAUCCGCAAAAUGAAGAACGAUUUUCCAGCAAUUAAUAAUGGGGAAAAAAAUAACACAGAGUCCUCUGCGGAUGGUGUUGCUGACUACAAAGGAUAUUAUUCUUCCAAGAUAAAAGCUAACAACAAAAAUAGUAACGCGUAUACUCGUACCAACAACAAUUUAUUGCCACCAAGUUAUAGCAGUAAUAAUAUUAAGCAAAGUACCUCUUAUAACAGUUUAAUUUCAGUUGAAAAUGUUUCAUCACCAGCUGCGUUUGAUAGAUAUCCAAUGGUUGGAUCAAGAGUUGCAUCCAUGGCUGGCCCAAGUCAUCAUCAUCACCAUAAUAACCGUUUACAUGACGCCAGUUCAAAUAAUUCAAGUAGCAGUUUUUCAUCAUCGUCACAAGCCUUCUUGAAUGAGCAAGAUUUUUCACCAUUUGGUGGAUAUCCAGCUAGUAGUUUCCCACUUUUAAUGGAAGAAAAGGAAGAUGACGAUUAUUUACACAACCCUGAUCCGGAAGAGGAAGCCAGACUAGAUAGACAAAGAUUCUAUUUGGAUUUUAAACAUAUGGAUAGAAGAUCCUUUGGUGGUUUAAUCGGUAUUUUAGCUCUAUUUUUUGGUGGUUGUGUCAUUUUUAUCAUUUUACCAGUUUUAACAUUCACAGGUGCCGAAGAUCAUGGUAAAUACACCGAGGUUAUUAAUAUUUUAACAUUGUACGACUACCCACAAUUAAGUGCUAUUAGAACUUCACUAGUGGACCCUGAUACUCCCAGUGAUGCUAUGGCACAUAAAGCUAAAGAUGGUUCGUAUUGGAAGUUGGCAUUUAGUGACGAAUUUAAUGCCUUAGGCAGAACUUUUUACGAUGGUGAUGAUCAAUUUUGGACAGCACCUGACCUUAAUUAUAAGGCUACCAAUGAUUUAGAAUGGUACAGUCCAGAUGCUGCUACAACAUUUAAUGGUACACUACAGCUAAGAAUGGAUGCCUAUAAAUCACAUAAUUUAUAUUAUAGAAGUGGGAUGUUACAGAGUUGGAAUAAACUUUGUUUUACUCAGGGAUACAUUGAAGUUUCUGCCAAUUUACCUAAUUAUGGUAGAGUUACUGGGCUAUGGCCUGGGUUAUGGACAAUGGGAAAUUUAGGUAGACCAGGUUAUUUAGCUUCGACUGAAGGUUUGUGGCCAUAUAGUUAUGAUUCAUGUGAUGCCGGUAUUACGCCAAACCAAUCCUCACCUGAUGGCAUUUCAUAUCUACCGGGACAAAGAUUAAGUAUAUGUACAUGUGAUGGUGAAGAUCAUCCAAACCAAGGGGUUGGCAGAGGAGCACCCGAACUAGAUAUUUUGGAAGGAGAAGUUAGUACGGCGACCAAAGGUGGUGUUGGUUUGGCAUCUCAAUCAAUGCAAACCGCUCCAUUUGACAUUUGGUAUAUGCCAGAUUAUGACUACAUCGAAAUUUAUAAUCAGUCAACCACUGUAAUCAAUACAUAUGCAGGUGGCCCAUUCCAACAAGCUGUUUCAGCGGUUACUACAUUGAAUGAUUCAUGGUAUGAAUAUGGACCAGAUGCUGGGUAUUUCCAGAGAUUUGGCUUUGAAUAUUUAAAUGAUGAUGAGGAUGGAUAUGUUCGUUGGUUUGUUGGUGAGACCCCUACCUAUACAACAUAUGCAAAAGCUUUACACCCCAAUGGUAACAUUGGUUGGAGAAGAAUAACGAAGGAGCCGAUGUCUAUAAUUUUAAAUUUGGGGAUUUCCAACAACUGGGCGUAUAUUGACUGGCAGAGUAUUUACUUUCCCGUUACCUUGUCUAUUGACUAUGUCAGAAUAUAUCAACCUAACGAUAGCAUCAGUAUUACAUGUGAUCCAGAAGAUUAUCCCACUUAUGAUUAUAUACAAGAUCAUUUAAGUGUUUACACAGAUGUAAACCUAACAAGUUGGGAGGGUGCUGGGUAUACUUUCCCCAAGAAUAUAUUGACUGGUAAUUGUAACAGUUCUAAGUUUUCUCUAUCAUAA
Messenger RNA from Saccharomycodes ludwigii, 2178 nucleotides. RefSeq names its product SKN1/KRE6 family beta-glucan synthesis-associated protein. Gene Ontology annotation, biological process: fungal-type cell wall organization; (1->6)-beta-D-glucan biosynthetic process. Gene Ontology annotation, cellular component: endoplasmic reticulum membrane; plasma membrane. Bases 1 to 2178 code for a protein of 725 amino acids. The transcript has a single exon. Lineage: Eukaryota; Fungi; Ascomycota; Saccharomycetes; Saccharomycodales; Saccharomycodaceae. The record is from RefSeq and is a predicted model, not a curated record. Gene Ontology annotation, molecular function: glucosidase activity.